Cannabis sativa is the source of this 1302-nucleotide messenger RNA. RefSeq lists its product as uncharacterized. The transcript is spliced from 5 exons. NCBI's taxonomy places the organism in Eukaryota, Viridiplantae, Streptophyta, Magnoliopsida, Rosales, Cannabaceae. The record is from RefSeq and is a predicted model, not a curated record. The coding region runs from base 1 to 1302 and encodes 433 amino acids.
AUGAAGAAGACAGGGCCCGUAAUGAUAUUUGAACAAAUUGGUCGCCUUGCUGAUGCCGUGGAGACAAGAAGUAGAAAUAUUGAAAUAGCUAGAAAAGAGAAUAGUAUUGCCGAAGUUAUGAAAAUGUUAAAUUCUUUGCCUGAAAUCGAGAAAGGGAGCAGCUUGUAUUUAUUUGCAACACGCUUGUUUAUCAUGAAAGAGAAGAGAGAGAUGUUUGCUUCAUUGGAAGAACCUGAGUUAAUGCUUACUUGGCUCAAGAAUGAACUUGGUGAUAAUUUUAAAUUAGAAAUAAUGGCAGACACUGAUGAGGAGAUUGAGUUACAAUCGGCGUAUCUAGCUACAUAUCUAGUUCAACAUUAUUAUACAACAUACAUUGAAAAGACUCCUUGUAUGAAUUCUUCUCAAACUGGUCAUAUGUGGUUGAUGGAAAUAUUACAAGGAAAUGAAAGUAGAUGUCAUAGAAUGUUUAGGAUGGAGAAGGGUGUUUUCAUUAAAUUAUGCAAUGAAUUGGAAGCUAAUUAUGGAUUUAAGGGUUCGAAGAGAAUGUGUGCUCUUGAAAUAUUAGGCAUGUUUUUAUUUACAUUAGGUCACGGUGCUGGAAACCGGUUGACACAAGAGCGAUUCCAGCACUCAGGCGAGACAGUUAGUCGAUAUUUCAAUAAGGUUUUAGAUGUUUUAUGUCAUAUGAGUGUAGAUGUAUUAAAACCUCCAGACCCAGACUUUAAAGAUGUUCCUGAAGAGAUAUUGAGAGAUUCUAGAUACAUGCCUCAUUUUAAGAAUUGUAUUGGCGCAAUAGAUGGUGUACAUGUGAAUGCCGUAAUUCCUCCUGAAGAUCAAGUACCGUUUGUUGGAAAAUAUUAUUUAGUAGACGCGGGAUACCCACAAAUUACAGGUUUUUUAGGACCAUAUAAAGGCCAAAGAUACCAUCUUCCACAAUUUCAACGAGGUAGCAAACCUACUGGCUAUAAAGAGGUAUUCAACCAGGCACAUUCUUCUCUUCGAAGUGUUAUUGAAAGAACUUUUGGAGUAUGGAAGAAGAGAUGGAAAAUAUUAAGAGAUAUGCCUAGUUAUCCAUACCAGAAGCAAGUAAAAAUAGUGAUUGCAUCAAUGGCCUUGCAUAAUUACAUUCGAAGGCAUGCAAAACGUGAUCGAUAUUUUGAGAAAAUUAGAGACAAUCCAGAUUAUUGUGCAAAUAAUCAAACGAAUAUUGAAGAUGAAGAUGAGACCAUUACAACUUCAAAUUUAAAUGAAAUGGACAAUAUCAGAGAUAUGAUUGCUGCAAGUUUAAUGGGACAUAAUUAA